AUGGAAAAACAAACACCAACACCUCCACCACAAUUUACAACUCUUGUUGGUUCACAAUUACCUCGACUGCCAACAGAUCAUGAAAAAGUUUUAGAUACACUUGAAAAUGAUUUUAAAAGAAUGGAUAAAAUGUUUGCUAGUGGAGAAAUGAGAGUUUUCGAAUUGGAUUUAAUACGUAGCAAACAAAUUUCUUUAGCCGUUGAACAUAUAUCUUUAGAAAAUUUACCAGACAAGGAGAUGCCAUUAGGAAGUGGAAUAACUGAAGAUUCCGAAGAAAAUUUUAAACGUAAUUCUGAAAGAUUUGCAAAGAAAGAACAAGAUUUAAAUAACUUGAUGGCAAAUUUAAAUAAUUUAAUGGGAAAGUUGGAGGAAUUAGGACAAUCGAUGAAAAUUUCUGAGCCAAAGACAUAA
Funneliformis mosseae is the source of this 411-nucleotide messenger RNA. Lineage: Eukaryota; Fungi; Glomeromycota; Glomeromycetes; Glomerales; Glomeraceae. The record is from the annotation of a GenBank genome assembly.